Boleophthalmus pectinirostris (great blue-spotted mudskipper) is the source of this 3779-nucleotide messenger RNA. RefSeq names its product inverted formin 2. Lineage: Eukaryota; Metazoa; Chordata; Actinopteri; Gobiiformes; Gobiidae. Gene Ontology annotation, biological process: cellular component organization. Gene Ontology annotation, molecular function: actin binding. The record is from RefSeq and is a predicted model, not a curated record. The coding region runs from base 335 to 3331 and encodes 998 amino acids. The transcript is spliced from 19 exons.
AAAGGUAACACAAAAAACAUAUACAUUAUAUGCAUGGCUUUCAAAUUAAAUUAUUGCUUAAAAAAUAUCAAUUAUUACGUACUUCCUUUAAUAUUGUAAAACAGCUUUACCAUUGGUUAAUUUGCUUGAUUGGCCACGCCUCUUUUGUGAUUGCUCACCUGCCUCAUCAUUCACUUUCCAAAAUCCUAUCUCUGCCUCUGUGAAUGACUCUCCAAUUCUAAUUCUUUGAUUGCUGACACUUGCUGAGUACUGAUUUACUGUUUUAUUGUUCUUAAUAGGGCUUCAACUACUUGAUAUUCUCCCUAAAUUAAGGGAGCAGGAGGAUGAGGAUUUGAUGAUUCAGUGUGAAGCUUUUGAAGAGGCUAUGGCUGAAGAUGAGGAAGAGCUGCUGCGGGUUUAUGGGGGCAUUGACAUGAGCAACCAUCUGGAGGUCUUCACCACACUCUUCAACAAAGUUAGCAGUUCUCCAGCCUCUCUUCAGCUCCUGUCUAUUCUACAAGCCUUGUUGUUGCUUGGACCAGAUCGCACAGAUAUAUGGGUCACAGUGGAAGCCAUCAUCAACAGAGCCCUCCUGGUGGCACAAGACUCCCAGAUUGGCUCCUGUGAGAAGAUCAUGCAGCGGUUGAUGUUCUCCAAAAGGAAGAGCGACCAGGGGCAGCAUGCGGUGGAUGGACUGUUGGACAAAGUUGACAAAGCGGUACAAACAGGCGACCCAAACGUCGACGAAAAGCCAGAAAAAAUUCAAAUCUCUCCUCAGAAACCACUAUGUGCCUCUCCUCCUCCACCGCCUCCGCCUCCACCUCCUCCACCCCCACCCGCUCCAGGUUUGCCCAACAGCUGCCCCCCUCCUCCUCCACCUCCUCCACCACCACCACUGCCAGGCUCGGGACUUCCUGGAGCUCCUCCACCUCCCCCACCACCUCCUCCACUGCCAUGUGCUCCAGGGUUACCUCCACCACCUCCGCCUCUGCCCGGUAUGGGCCCCCCGCCACCUCCACCUUUACCGGGAAUGGGACCACCGCCUCCCCCUCCGUUACCAGGCAUGGGGCCCCCUCCUCCCCCUCCCCCUGGUAUGGACAUAAUAGUGCCCCAGAGUGCCCAGAGCCUCGGCCGCAGUGCCUCUCUCAGGACGCACCGGUGCCCCACUCUGAGGAUGAAGAAGCUCAACUGGCAGAAACUAAGGACUGUUACUGACGGCCAGUCCAUGUGGGCGUCGGUUCAGAAGGACCCUUCUUCCCAUGAGCCUGACUACAGCAGUAUUGAGCAGCUCUUCUGUCUCCCGGUGACUGAGCCCAAAGAGAAGGGGGCAGCUGCUCCUGUCAAGAAGGAGCCUAAAGAGAUAACCUUUAUUGAUCCAAAGAAAAACUUGAAUUUAAACAUAUUCCUGAAGCAGUUCAAAUGCUCAAAUGAGGACUUUGUUGCCAUGAUUCAUAAUGGUGAUCGUUCCAAAUUUGAUGUUGAGGUGCUAAAACAGCUCUUGAAACUGCUGCCAGAAAAGCAUGAGAUUGAGAAUUUGAAAUCCUUCCAAGGCGAGAAGGACAAGCUUGCCAACGUGGACCGCUUCUACACCUCCCUCCUGACAGUGCCAUGUUAUCAGCUGAGGAUUGAGUGCAUGCUGUUGUGUGAGGAGACUGCAUCAGUGUUGGACAUACUCAGGCCAAAAGUCAAAUUGAUGGAGGAGGCUUGUCAUGCUCUCCGAACAAGCACGCUCUUGCCAAGCUUCUGCAGGCUCAUUCUUGAUGUUGGCAAUUUCCUCAACUAUGGGAGUCACACAGGGAACGCAGAAGGCUUUAAGAUCAGCUCCUUGCUCAAGCUCACAGAGACCAAGGCCAACAAGAGCCGCAUAACGUUGCUCCAUCACAUCCUGGAGGAGGCAGAGGCUAACCACCCAGAGCUCCUGGCACUGCCUGAUGACAUUGAGAUCUGUGAAAAAGCAGCGGGAGUCAACCUCGAGUCAGUUCAGAAUGAAGCAAAUGGCUUAUUGAAACGACUGAAUGAUACUGCCAAGAAAGUGUCCAAUUCUGCAGAGGAGGUGAAGGCGCAAUAUACAAGUGUACUGGAAGAAAACCUGGAAGCCUGUCAAGUUCUUAGUGAAAGGUUUUCAGAGAUGGAGAAGAAGAGGAGUGAGCUGGCAGUGUAUCUUUGUGAAGAUGCCAAUCAGCUGUCGCUGGAGGAUCUCUUUGGGACCAUCAAAACUUUCCGAGAACUUUUUAUCAGAGCAUUGAAGGAAAAUAAAUCGAGGAAGGAGCAGGCAGCCAAGGCGGAGAAGAGAAAGAAGCAGCUGGCGGAGGAGGAAUCCAAGAGGCAGAAGGGAGAGAAUGGGAAGAUAAUCAAGAAGGGUGUAGUGCCUCAGGACGAUGGCUGCAUCAUUGACCAACUACUGGCCGAUAUCAGGAAAGGGUUCAGCCUUAGAAAGACCAGGCCCAGGUGCGAUUCGGGAACCCUCCCUUCUAGUGAAAUGCGUAGGGAUACCUGCCCACCUGGGUCAAAUGUGAAGCCUGCAAGCGUCGAAACCGCAGAACAAGCCACCAUUUCCGCUCCUUCCACACCCAAAGCAGCGGCCUACACAAGCGAAAUGAACGGUCUCAGCAGUCCAUCAGAAGAGGAGACUCUUCCUCCAGCAGGCGAGCAGAGUGCAGUGCCCACACAGACUCAGCCAGCCCCAGAAAACAAAAGAAUCGUAACCACUCCAACACCCCUCUCAAACUCUACAGUAACCUCAACACCCCCACCCACCGAAAAAUCUACACCAUUGGAGAAUCCGGAGGCAUGCCCAGUGGAAGUGACACCCCAAGAUGUGAUGCCAACAGAUCACAGCCUGUCUCUCCCAACGACGAAUGGGUUCACAUUGGACUCUACUGAUUCAAGCAUCCUUAGCCCCGCCUCCCUGUCGGAUGCUGACUUGCUAGAGGCUGUUUUGGAUGGAGGUUCAGACGUGGUACCAGAGAAGUUGGAAGAAGCUAAAAUUGGAGAUAUUUCGAUUACAGAAAUUGCACAAAGUAGCCAAAGCAAUAUCAACAGUGAUGAGACUAAUGAUGAUGUAAAGCACCAUUCACAAGAGACUCAAGAAGAGAGCGAGCAGGGAAGCAAAGAGGAACCCAAAUCUUUAGCUCUGGAUACUGCAAAAUCUGUUCCCAAAAGCAAUAAGACUGAAGUGAUCCAGGCUUGUGAUGUCCCUGAUGGAGUGGAGGUAGUCGAAGACAUGACUGCUACAUCAGAAUCUGUUAAGCCGGAACCAAAGAGAAAGUUCUUUAAACGCAGCAAAAAGAGUAAACAAGGUAACAGUGGGAAAGGACACGCUAAAGCUAAAAAAGGCUGUGUUUUGAUGUGAGGUGACUCCAGAAGAAGUAAGGCCAGAGGUAAAAGGAAAUGUUGAUGAAACUUAAAGGACAAUAUAAUUUUUGAGGUGAAUGUAAAGUUACUUUAUUAUGAAAAUGUGGGGAGUCUUCCUUAGUAACUUGGAUCAGCAGCACCGCACUAUAAAAAUAGGCCUGUCACUUUAUGUACAUUCCAUGUUACAUGUCUAUGGGUGGUUAAGCACUGUUAGGGGAGACAAAAAUAUGCUUUGUUUUGUAUUGUUGUAAUAUGCAGUCAAGGUGUUCUUUUUUGCUGAAAGCUUUACAUUUGAGGCCAAUGAAGUGUUAGCUAAUGUCAUUUACUUAUCUAAAGAGUGCUUGUUCUUAUGUGUCUUAAUUUAUCUUAUGAUGAAUUCUAAAGAUAUUUAAACUAUAUUAUGUAACUUUUAAUGUUGGAUGUAUUUUAAUAAAAAAUGAAUAUUA